This is a messenger RNA of Sesamum indicum (sesame), 1601 nucleotides long. RefSeq names its product MRG family protein. Gene Ontology annotation, cellular component: nucleus; histone acetyltransferase complex. The record is from RefSeq and is a predicted model, not a curated record. Gene Ontology annotation, biological process: chromatin organization; regulation of DNA-templated transcription. Lineage: Eukaryota; Viridiplantae; Streptophyta; Magnoliopsida; Lamiales; Pedaliaceae.
AAGACUUAUAACUGCAAAAAUUAAUUGAAUAGGAAUGGAGAUCUGGCGCACGGUUAGGCAAGAUCUAUGAGUGUAUAUCAGAACUUGUUUGGCGACCCGGAUGUGCGGGUUCGGGCACAAACUAUAGCUAUAUAAGAUUCGUUCCACCCGUCGCCAAAUUUGAAACUGGAAAGAAGUGGGAAAGAUUGAAGUCUCUGCUCACAGCAUGAAGCAUUGCAGCAAAUUUGGCAAGGAAGGACGGAGAGUUCUCUGAUUCUUUCUUGCUUUUCAUAUCAGUUGUCAGAGGAGAGAAGUAAUUUAUCGGAGCAAGUCUUUGGGGACGAAUAACAAAAUUGCGAAGAAGAAAAUGGUGAGCAGUUCCAAGGGAGAGUCGGCGAGCGACGGCGAGAAUUCCUCCGGGGACGCGCCGGAGUCCGGCUCUAAGAGCUUAUUCUCUGAAGGGGAGAAAGUUCUUGCUUAUCACGGACCCCGUAUCUACGAAGCCAAGGUUCAAAAAGCAGAGUUCCGGAAGAACGAAUGGAGAUAUUUUGUCCAUUACCUUGGUUGGAAUAAAAAUUGGGAUGAAUGGGUAGGCAUGGAUCGCUUGAUGAAACAUACUGAAGAGAAUAUUCAGAAGCAACAGGCCCUUGAUAAGAAAGCUGGUGUCGACAAGAAUACUAAAUCAGGGCGUUCAGCACAAACAAAACCAAAAGGUUCAGCUGAUGCUAAAGUUGAUAAAGAGGAGGCAAAGAAUAUAGUUGCCAAGGGGAAGAAGAGAAAGGCUGAUUCAGGCAUUGAGGACAAUCCAGCAACAGAGAAGCUCAUCAAGAUCCAAAUUCCACCAAAUCUAAAGAAGCAAUUAGUUGAUGAUUGGGAGUUUAUCACUCAGCAGAACAAGCUUGUCAAACUCCCAAGAUCUCCAAGUGUUGAUGAAAUAUUGACAAAAUAUCUUGAAUACAGGUCCAAGAAGGAUGGCAUGAUGACUGAUGCAGUUGGAGAAAUUUUGAAUGGGUUACGAUCUUAUUUUGACAAAGCAUUGCCCACCAUUCUUUUGUACAAAAAGGAGCGGCAACAGUAUCGAGAGGCAAUUUCAGAUAAUGUCUCUCCAUCGAGUGUAUAUGGAGCUGAACACUUGUUGCGACUCUUUGUGAAGUUGCCAGAAUUAUUGGGAUAUGUGAAAAUUGAAGAGGAGACUUUGAUUCGGUUGCAGCAGAAAUUGCUCGAAUUUCUCAAGUUUCUGCAGAAUAACCAGAGCACUUUCUUCCUUGCUUCUUAUGAUGGCCCUGAAGGAGGUGGCAAAGGGAAGGAUAAUUGACUCAAAAACCGACUGACGUGCCAGUUAUAAUUCUAGCUUUUGAUAUUAGGUCUAGCAGAAUGGUUGGUAUAGUCACUGAUAAACACCAAUUUGUUGUUGUAACUACAGAUCCUUCUUUCCGUCUGUCUUCAUUUGACAAGUUGCACUUGUUCUAGGUGGCAGAAGAACGCUUUCCAUUUUUAAACUAAAAGCAUAAACUGUGUGCAUAAUAUGUUGAAGAGCAUCAAUUGAGAUGACUUCUUUGCAUUUUCAGAUACUACCUAUAAUGUAUAAAGUGUUUGCAACUUGUGCUGCACCUUUGUAGUCA